Molecule: messenger RNA, 516 nt
Organism: Apiotrichum porosum
Lineage: Eukaryota; Fungi; Basidiomycota; Tremellomycetes; Trichosporonales; Trichosporonaceae
Exons: 5
Coding region: 1-516 (171 amino acids)
Biological process (GO): protein targeting to vacuole; late endosome to vacuole transport via multivesicular body sorting pathway
Cellular component (GO): Vps55/Vps68 complex; fungal-type vacuole membrane
Source: RefSeq, a predicted model, not a curated record
AUGUCUAUCCCACGAUCCCAGUACGACCCUCGUAGCGUCUUCCGCUUCAACCUUCCCAAGCUCGAUGUGGGACCCAAGGUUCGCCAGGUUGGCACUUACCUCUCUGGUGCUCUUCACGCCAAGCCUCCUCCCGAUGCGCCGUACGACACGGUGCCCGUCCAUAUCACCUUUGUAGACUGGAUUCCAGCGAUCUGUUCUACCCUUGGUUUCUUGGUGACUUCCCUUCUCGACAAGUCGCACCUGAACUCGGCGUUCUCGGGCGAUGCUUGGGGUAGCGAGGGCCCCGCCGCCUGGCGCGCACGUGUGGUACUCUUCAUUGGUGUCGCCCUCAUGGCCGGUGGCCUUGCUGGCAGUCUUACGGUCCUCAUCCUCAAGUACAUUGUCCCCGACUUCACAUCGUUCCUCUACUACGGCGGCGCCAACGUUGGCAUGAACGCCGGCAUCAUGAUGUCCGCUAUGAUCCUCUGGGUCUCGCAGAGUGGCAGCGACGAGUACGAGUACCAGCUCACUGUUUAA